GAUCCCCGGGGCCCCCCGCGGGGGCUGCCGCGUCUGCGGCGCGCGCUGCACGUCCUGGAGAAAUACGGCCGCAACCUGCUCGGCCCCCGGCCCCCGCCCCACUGGAGGGACCUGCGCUUCGGCAACCCCGUCUACAGAUCCGCCCUGGCCCACAUCCAGGGAGGCCGGGCCGUGCUGAAGCUGCUGGGCUACACCCAGGAGUCGGGGGAGGGGCUGAGCUUCCCGGCCCCGCCCGCCGCGCCCCUCCCCCACCGCGUGGCCGCCGUCACCGCCGACGUCAUGCUGCUGCGGGCCGAGCUGGAGCUGCUGGAGCUGAACCAGCACCCCAACCCCCAGUUCUUCGCCCAGAUCUUACUGGGAGAGGAGGAGAACCAGCACCCCAACCCCCAGUUCUUCGCCCAGAUCUUACUGGGAGAGGAGGAGGAGUGCCCCUCCCCCCCCCAGGCCUGGCCCUGCCCCCGCUGCACCUUCCUCAACCCAGGCCCCGCCCCCCGCUGUGACGUCUGCGGCUCUGACCCCGCCCACCGCGAUGACGUCACCGGCGAAGCGGCCACGCCCACUCCCCGUGAAAAUCCCGCCGCUGCCGGGGCUAAAAACGCCAAUUCCGGUUGUGGCCCCGCCCCUUCCGGUGAGGUCGCGGUCACUUCCGGGUGUGGCUCCGCCUCUUCUGAUGGAAAAGGUGGCACUUCCGGGUUUGGCCCCGCCUCUUCCGGUGCGGAUAAGAGCACUUCCGGGUGUGGCCCCGCCCCCUCCCGUGAUGCUUUGCGGCGGCGGAAGUUGCUGGAAGACGGGCGGCGCCUGGUGGAGCUCGUGAGGGCCGCCCAAUCCCAGGGUCUCCCCCCGGAAUCUCUCGGCCCCUCCCCCCUCUCGGCCAUUCCGGAAGAUUCCGACGCCGAUUCCCGGAUCCGGCGCUUCCGGAGCCGCCUCGGCCCCGCCCUCAGGGCCCUUCAGGAGGCGGAGCCAGACCCGGAAGUGGGCGGGGCUUCCCUCGGAGACUUCUCAUUGGUGGAAGCCGCCUGGGCGUGGCUGGAGGGGGAGGGGCAUCCGGAGCGGGCGCGGCGCGCUCUGAUUGGCCGGAGGAAGCAGCAGCUGGCGCUCCUGUCCCGCCUGGGCUUUCCGGAAGCGUCGGCGGCGCCGGCGCUGCGACGUCACGGCGGCGACCAAUGGGAGGCGCUGCAGGAGCUGCAGAGGGGGAAGCUCCGCCCCUUCCUCUUACGUCACUUCCGGGGGGCGGAGCCUGGGCUGGACUUCAACCAGGCCGACCAGCAGGCUCUCCUCCGCCAGAUCCUGGCCACUCUCCCCGUGGCCAGCUGGGGCCGGGCGUGGCUGGUGGCCGGGCUGGGCCGGGAGCUGGGACUGGGCCGGCUGGACUCUCCCAGUUUGGAUCCUUUACUGGUUGAACUGGUGGAGGCGGUGGGGGCGUGUCCGGACCGGGCGGCGCUGCGGCGGCGGCUGCGCUGCGAGUGCGCCCUGUGCGGCUGGGGGCUGCCGCGGCAACUGAUGCAGUGGCUGCCCGGCUGCUCGUGCCCGCUGUGCCCCGAGUGUUUCCGGCUCCAUUUCACGGUGGGGCUGCGCGAGAGGGGCGUGGGGGCCCUGGGCUGCCCCAGCUGCGGCCGGCCCGACCUGAGGGACGAGGCCCAGCGCCUCUGCUACUGGUCCACGCUGGAGCCCGCGCUCCGGCGCUGCCUGGACCCCGACACCUUCGGCCUGGUGACCCGGAAGUUGGCGGAGCUGGAGCUGCUGAGGGACCCCCAGUUCCUGUGGUGCCCCCAUUGCUCCUUCGGGUUCAUCUUCGAGGCCGAGCGGGGCCCGGCCCGGUGUCCCCAGUGCCAGCAGAGCUGCUGUCCCCGCUGCCAGCUGCCGUGGGAGCCCCAGCACGGCUCCAUGUCCUGCGCCCAGUUCCGCGCCUGGAGCCGCUCGCGGGAGCCGCCCCCGAGCGCCCUGGGGGCGUUCCUGGGGGACCCCGGCGUCGAGUGUCCCCGCUGCGGGCAGCGCUUCGCCCUGGCCCGGGGGGGUUGUUUGCAUUUCCAGUGCUCCCAGUGCCGCCACCAGUUCUGCUCCGGCUGCGGGGCCCAGUUCCACCGGCCCGGGAGCUGCCCCUCCCCCCACUGCCCUUUGGGGGGGUCCCUGCACGGGCACCACCCCCGCGAUUGCCUCUUCUACCUGCGGGACUGGGCCCCGCCCCGCCUGCAGGAGCUGCUCAGGGCUGGGAACGUCGAGUUCGAGACGGAGCCGCCCCCUGAGGCCCCGCCCAACCCCACUGGCCGCUGCCCGGUGCCGGAGCAGAAAGCGCUGGGGGCGACGUUCCGGGACGAGCCCUGCGGGAAGGAGACGGAGCCGGGCCAGGCCGGGCUCUGCCGCUCCCAUUACACCGAGUACCUCGUCAGCCUCAUCAACCGCCACGGCCUUGACCCCGCCCCCUUUUACCGGGGGGCGGAGCUUGAGGCCGCCGCCCAACGUCACCUCCCCGCCGGAAGUGGGCGGGGCUUACCCGGAGAAAGCCCCGCCCACCGCGAACAGCGCCUGCGCCGCCUGCUGGCCACCGAGGCGCCCGUCAGGCCACGCCCACCCGCGCCCGGGCCACGCCCCCUAUGCUAA
Messenger RNA from Pseudopodoces humilis (Tibetan ground-tit), 2598 nucleotides. The record is from RefSeq and is a predicted model, not a curated record. NCBI's taxonomy places the organism in Eukaryota, Metazoa, Chordata, Aves, Passeriformes, Paridae.